GCGUAUACACACCAAUCAGCUGAUUAGAAAUGUCGCUGUACCGUGACGGUCAGAAUGUCAUACACGUGUCGUUUGUUAUCGUCGAAUAUAUGAUAAUAAAUCGAUGAUUUCGUGAUAUUCGAAUCGAGAUUGUCAUUGGUAGAGGCGAUGCUCGAGAAUCUACUCGAAGAUAUAAGGUUUAUUUAUGGAUGAACUCUCUGGCGUCGCUUGUGUAGACGCAAUAUUUUUCUUAGAUCGUCACCAGUCGGGCGCAUGUGACUUUCGAUCGUUCUCGCACGAAGGAAAAUAAACAGAGAGGCCUUGGGAUGUAAAUAUACAACGCUCCGAUAUCAGUUUUGGAGCAAUUUUUGUCGACGAGCUGCGAGUUGUUUUGUUAUGAAGAGAACGAGAGCUUCGACGAGGAUCAAGAAAUUGAACGAGCAGAAUGAAAGCGAAUCUCCAGCUGCUUUGGAGAAGGAGAAUGAAGAAAAAAAUGUGCAGAAAAACGAAAAGGCUCCGAAAAAAGUUGUGAAAAAAAUCGCAGCUAAAACCGUUGAGGAUUUGGAAUCGAUAAAAGAUGAACUUCAACAAUUGAACGAUCCUCCGUCCACGCCAUGGGAGAAAGAAAUAAGUUCGUUGAGGCUCCCAUUUUCAUUUUAUGAUUCACCUUGUGAAACUUUAGCCAAGAAUAUGCUUGGAAAGAUUCUUGUGCGUAAACUGGACGAUGGAACUAUAUUAAAAGGGAGAAUCGUGGAAACUGAAAGUUACCUAGGAAUAGUUGAUAAAGCUUCUGCAACGUAUCAGGGAAAAGUUACUCUACGUAAUAUUCCAAUGUACAUGGAUCCAGGAACAAUAUUUGUCUACCUCACCUACGGAAUGUAUCACUGCUUUAAUAUAUCUAGUGGAGGUGAAGGAAGUUCAGUAUUCUUAAGAGCCGUUGAGCCUUUGGAAGGUAUAGACAAGAUGAAAGAGAACAGAAACUUUAAGUCAAGCUCCAAAGCACCAAAGAAAGCUUGCAAAGAUUUCAAAGUUCAUGACUUGUGUAAUGGACCCUCAAAGUUGUGUAUGGCCUUAGACAUAAAAAAAGGACAUACCAAGUAUUCAAUGUGUUCCUGGAAAGGCAUGUGGAUUGAAGAGGAUCCAAAAAAAGAAGAGAUCAAGAUUGUUAAUUGCUCCAGAAUUGGAAUAGAUAGCGCAGGCGUUGAAUGGGCGAGCAAACCGUUGCGAUUUUAUAUUCUGGGCAAUGAAUCCGUGAGCAAGCGGGACAAGAAGGCCGAAUCGAGUUUUUUAUGACUCACCCGAAAAUCCGUUGAAUAAUAUUAAUGCGCAGAUUUUUUUACUUUUCUAAAUAAAAUAAAGAAUUAUUAAAAACAAUAA
Molecule: messenger RNA, 1356 nt
Organism: Nasonia vitripennis (jewel wasp)
Lineage: Eukaryota; Metazoa; Arthropoda; Insecta; Hymenoptera; Pteromalidae
Product: DNA-3-methyladenine glycosylase
Exons: 4
Coding region: 376-1272 (298 amino acids)
Biological process (GO): base-excision repair
Molecular function (GO): DNA binding; alkylbase DNA N-glycosylase activity
Source: RefSeq, a predicted model, not a curated record